AUGGAGCUUGUUCCAGUGUUACUUCUCGCCCUAGCCUGCGUGCAGCCUGCAACGGUGCUUGGUCAACUACGCAUAUACGAAGCCGAAGAUGCAUCGAGAAUGGACUUCCCGUUCAUGGCGAUCGUCACACAUUCACGUGACGUUGUCGGCAACGGGGUCAUCGUCGCAACCAAGUGGGUUCUUACCACUAGCAACGUGUUGUAUCAGUUUCCGGAGUCGACUUUCUGUGCCGUCAUCGGUGGCGACACCUUGAGUUCCAGCAGUUGGUAUGACACGGUACGAGUCUGGAAGCAUCCCGAGUGGGAUGGAUCGACCUACAAUAUCGGAUUGAUGCAGCUGAGUCGCACCAUCAAGUACACGGCCGUGGUGCAGCCCAUCGGUAUCGCCUCCGUGAAUCCGCAGGGCCUGGCGGGUACGAUGAUCUCGUUCGGUGAAAACAACUCCGGCUCGACGAGAAUGAAAAAGGCGCAGGUCGUCCUAAGCUCCGAUGAUGCGUGUGCGAAUAUUAUCAGUACAUAUGUUAACCAGAAUAUCAUUCGCUCGGGACAUGGAUACUGCCUUGCUGUGCCUAAUGGCAAGGAGUACCGAUUUGAAUCGGACGACAAUGGCGGUGCGAUCGUAGUUGAUAACCUUUUAUACGCUCUAUUUGACAUUACAAACGAAAAAGAUUUAAUGGCAACAAGAGUUACCGAGCCGGAGAUGAGAAGUUGGGUUGAUCAAAUGACGAGCUAG
Messenger RNA from Anopheles coustani, 732 nucleotides. Its product is annotated as serine protease ami-like. Gene Ontology annotation, molecular function: serine-type endopeptidase activity. The transcript has a single exon. Lineage: Eukaryota; Metazoa; Arthropoda; Insecta; Diptera; Culicidae. The record is from RefSeq and is a predicted model, not a curated record. Bases 1 to 732 code for a protein of 243 amino acids. Gene Ontology annotation, biological process: proteolysis.